AUGGCUGUGGUUAGCAAGAUGUCUCGGCCUAGCCGGUUGCCUCUAAUGGCAGGAGCAUCUGCCGCUGCCCUCAUGGCCGUCCCUGGCUUUGUGACCCCGGGUGAUGUCCCACGGCAGAUGGAGGUGUCUCAUGGUGGUGCUGCUGCCUCUGCACCCGCUGCUGCGCAUCGCAGCAGCGUGCCCGGCUUGGCCGCUGCCAGCAUUGCGAUGGGGGCCACAGCAGCCUCUGCCUCCCGCCGGAAGGCCCGCAGCCAGAAGUCUGCGGUCAAGGUCAAGAGCUCCGCGCAGGAGAGCCUGGUCUUCCUGACUUGGUGGCAAAGGUACAGGAUUUGUUGCAGGCCCCGGAUCAAGGUCGCCUUCGAGAUGUGA
Durusdinium trenchii is the source of this 369-nucleotide messenger RNA. NCBI's taxonomy places the organism in Eukaryota, Dinophyceae, Suessiales, Symbiodiniaceae. The record is from the annotation of a GenBank genome assembly.